CCUUAAUACACGUGUUCCGGAGGGGCAAGUCAGCUUCGAGGAACAACAUUCCUCCGCCUCCGCCACAAGGUUCCGCAAGCAUCGAGAUCUGCCCCGUGUCCUCAGGACGCGAUAUAUCAACUGCCUCGCACGCUGCUUUUCAACACAAUCCCCAGCGCACUCGAUGACCUGCCGUUGAAACCGCGCAACUUGUAAAUUGCUUGGAGGAAGACACAUACCCCUUUGUGACGGGCAUCUGCGCCAUCAAACCGCCAAUAUGAAUUUGUUCCGUCUGCUGGGAGAUUUCUCCCAUUUGCUCUCGAUUUUGAUCUUGCUGGAUAAGAUGAUACGGACAAACAGCUGUGCCGGAAUCUCGUUCAAGUCGCAAGCAUUAUACCUCAUUGUCUACGUGACGCGCUACCUUGAUAUCUUUACAACCUUUACGGACAGCUACUACAACAGCAUCUUCAAGAUCCUCUUCAUCUCCACCUCGGGCUACACGCUCUACCUGAUGAUGACGACCUACAAGCCCACGCAAUCCGCUCCCCUCGACACCUUCCGCGUGCAAUACCUCCUCCUAGGCGCCUUCGUCCUCGGCGCCCUCUUCCCGCCGGAAUACACCGUGCGCGAAGUCCUCUGGAGCUUCAGCAUCUGGCUCGAGAGCGUGGCCAUCCUGCCGCAGCUGUUCAUGCUGCAGCGCACGGGCGAGGCGGACACUAUCACCGUGCAUUACAUUUUCGCACUGGGCAUAUACCGCGCGCUGUACAUCCCCAACUGGAUCUGGAGGUACUGGUCGGCUGGGCAUCUGGAUCAGAUCUCGGUGCUGGCGGGGCUUGUGCAGACCGUGUUGUACAGUGAUUUCUUCUGGAUCUACUAUACGAAGGUCAUGAAGGGGAAGAAGUUCUCAUUGCCGGUAUAAGGGUGGUACUGGACUGGAUUGAUUUGAGAGGGGCGGUGAGAGGUGGGAUGG
Pseudogymnoascus destructans is the source of this 949-nucleotide messenger RNA. It is a transcript of the gene ERD2, whose product is annotated as endoplasmic reticulum retention protein. The transcript is spliced from 4 exons. The record is from RefSeq and is a predicted model, not a curated record. The coding region runs from base 257 to 898 and encodes 213 amino acids. Gene Ontology annotation, molecular function: ER lumen protein retrieval receptor activity. Gene Ontology annotation, cellular component: membrane; endoplasmic reticulum; cis-Golgi network. Gene Ontology annotation, biological process: protein retention in ER lumen; endoplasmic reticulum to Golgi vesicle-mediated transport. NCBI's taxonomy places the organism in Eukaryota, Fungi, Ascomycota, Leotiomycetes, Thelebolales, Thelebolaceae.